Penicillium griseofulvum is the source of this 2988-nucleotide messenger RNA. RefSeq names its product proline iminopeptidase. Gene Ontology annotation, molecular function: peptidase activity; transmembrane transporter activity. The transcript is spliced from 15 exons. The coding region runs from base 1 to 2988 and encodes 995 amino acids. NCBI's taxonomy places the organism in Eukaryota, Fungi, Ascomycota, Eurotiomycetes, Eurotiales, Aspergillaceae. The record is from RefSeq and is a predicted model, not a curated record. Gene Ontology annotation, biological process: proteolysis; transmembrane transport.
AUGUCUAGUCAUAUCAAAUUUGCAGAGCCAACCUCGAACCAAGCCAAUAAAGACCACGCUAGGGGGCGCAACCAAGAAAAGGGGCCGGCACAGAGAGCACCGUCUCCAGGAAGUGAAAUCGUUUACCCGACAGGAUGGAGACUGGUGCUUACCACCACAGGACUCUUGAUUGGAUUUUUUCUCUCUAAUUUGGAUGUCACAAUUGUAAGCUCGGCUCUCACGAGUAUCACAGAUGACCUAGAAGGCUUCGAGAAGAGAAGCUGGAUUAUUACUGGAUAUCUGGCCACCUACACAGGGUCUAUGGCAAUAUGGACGAAAAUCAGCGAUAUAGUUGGCAGGAAACAAACCACAAUCGCUUCUCUUGUUAUUCUACUCGCGUUUUCUAUUGGGUGUGGGUGUGCUCAUACAGUUGACCAACUCAUAAUAUUCCGAGCACUUCAAGGAAUUGGAGGUGCUGGUGCAUAUGCAUUGACAACCCUAUGCAUCUACGAGAUAGCUCCUAAAUCGAAGCUUCCAACCUACAGCGGUCUCAUGUCAUUUUGCCUUAUUUUUGCGUCUCUGAUAGGCCCAAUAAUCGGAGGCGCUCUUGCAGAAGGCUCAACAUGGCGGUGGACUUUCCUCGUCAAUGCACCAUUGUGCUUUAUUGCGAUCGUUGUUAUCAUCGUUGCAAUGCCUAAAAAUUUUGGCCUUGACCAGCACACUCCUUCAUUUCGAACACGAGCCUCAUAUCGCUCAUUUGCUAAUCUGGAUAUAAUUGGGUCGCUUUUGAUGAUGGCUGGCUCAUUUCUAAUAGUCGCUGUCUUGAACGAAACCAACCUGGCAUUCUCAUGGUCCUCGAGGGAUGCAAUUGCGCUCCUUGUGCUUACUGGUCUUGCCUGGAUUGCUUUCUUUGUCUGGGAAUGGUACAUCUCGGGCAUACCAGGCAAAGACCCAAUAUUUCCCAAGCGUUGGCUUUUUGAUCGUCCAUGGAUAGGAAUUCUCAUUUCUUCGUUUGUCAUCGGCGCACCAUACAAUGUUGUCCUAGUAUAUGUUCCACAGCAAGCCCAGCUUCUGUUAGACAAGUCGCCUUUGGAUGCUGGUAUUUAUUUGAUUGGGUAUUCUGCUGUUGCGGCAAUUUCAGCGGCCGUUGUCAACAUUGCUAGCUCUAGAGGACGCAUCCCGUUUAUUUAUACCCUGCUCGUGGGAUGUACAGUUCACACUGUUGGUAUUGGGCUUCUCUCAACCAUUGCCACCUCUAGGGGCUUUCACGCAACAGAUAUUGGCUACCUAGUCAUUGCUGGGACGGGAAUGGGUCUGACAAUGGGCAUCUUGGUGCUGUCGACACCAUAUAUAGUCGAAGACAGAGACCUGGCAAUUGCCACUGGCACAGUGGUUCAAAUCCGUUUCCUUGGCGGUGCUAUUGGUCUUGCCAUUGCAUCUAAUAUAUUAAACGGCCGUCUAGCGCAGCGUUUGCAGGGUGUUGUGACGUCGCACGAACUGCACUUACUCCUUGAGAAUGUGAGAUCGAUAAAGUCUCUAUCUCCCCAUCUACAGGCGGAUGUGAAGAAUGUUUUCGCUAGUAGUUUUAAUACGCAGCUGAUUGUCAUGAUCGGAUUUGCGGCUGCUCAGCUCCCAGCGACUCUACUACUGCUAAAGGGAGGCCGGCAGCUCGCGGCCAACAAACACUCAGGCAAACUUCGGGUUUCCGAGCUGUUCUUCGACGUCCCUGUGGACUACAGCAAGCCCACUGGGGAUACACUGAGGCUCUUUGCACGAAGUGUCAGUCGAUUGAAUAAACCUAUUGAGCCUACUAAAGAAGAGGGCAAGGAAGCUAAAGAAGGCAAGCUUCCUUGGCUGGUCUACCUGCAAGGUGGCCCUGGCUUUGGAUGUGGUGCCCCGCAGUCUUACCCCUGGGUUGAAUUCAUGCUCAGCAAGGGUUAUCAAGUACUCUUUUUGGAUCAACGAGGCACUGGCCUCAGCUCGACCCUCACAGCGGGAACCCUUGCCCGUCAGGGAGAUGCAAUCAAACAGGCCGAAUAUCUCAAGAACUUCCGUGCAGACAGCAUUGUCCGUGAUUGCGAAGCCAUUCGUAAUAUUUUGACACAGGACUAUCCGGCUGACCAGCGCCGGUGGAGUAUCCUUGGGCAAAGUUUCGGUGGCUUCUGUGCCGUGACUUACCUGUCAAAGUUCCCGGAGGGACUGAGAGAAGCUUUCCUUACUGGUGGCCUUCCCCCUCUUAUCAACGGGCCCGAUCCUGUCUAUGCCAAGACCUAUGCGAAGGUCAAGGAGAGGAACGAGGCUUACUACGAGAAAUACCCUGAGGAUGUGGACCGUGUCAAGAAUAUUAUGCAAUACCUGACCGAAAACAAGGUUGCAUUGCCAUCCGGAUUGCUCACUGCAGCUCGCUUCCAGCAACUGGGCAUUUUGCUUGGGUUUCACGGUGGUUUGGACAGUCUACACGACAUUGUUGUCAGAGUGAUUAAUGAUUUGGAGAUGUUCGGAUUCCUUACUCUGCCAACUCUUUCUGUGAUUGACGGCAAUGGAGGUAUGGACAAGAACAUCAUUUAUGCAAUCCUGCAUGAAUCAAUCUAUUGCCAAGGAAAGCCAUCCCUCUGGGCUGCAGACAGGUUGCGCGCCAGCAACCCACAAUUCUCGAUCGAUGACUCGCUGCCUGAGAUUUACUUCACCGGCGAGAUGGUCUUCAAGGAUAUGUUCGAGUCCUACUCGGAACUUUCAGAGCUCAAGGAAGCAGCUGAAAUCCUAGCUACAACAGACGAAUGGCCGGCCCUAUACGACGAGGCUCAACUAGCCAAAAAUGAGGUGCCGGUCUAUGCUGCAACCUACAUUGAUGAUAUGUAUGUCCACUUUGACCUGGCCACAGCCACUGCUGCCAAGAUCAAGAACUCCAAGCAGUUCAUCACCAACACCAUGUAUCACGAUGCGCUGCGCAGCAAGUCGGGUGAGAUCAUGCGCCAACUCUUCAACCUGAGAGAGGACACGAUUGAUUAA